CGAGCGACGGCGCAGGUCAGAAAGGGGAGCGAAAACUUGGUGUGCAGCACGUCGUCUUCUCAUCGUCAACACACCAUCAACACCAUCAACACCACCACCACCACCUGCAACAUCCCAUACACUCGUUUUUGCGGGGUCGCCAGCCAUUUGUGUUCAGUGCAGCAGAAGCGUGGCGAGAGCAGCCAGCCGAGGACUCGUCAUUUAGCACACGGGCCCCGUGUCUGCCGGGCGAAGAUCGAACAACAAGCGCCGCCGCGGACCUCGAACCUCCUCGCCGCCACGACGCACCUCCUGCCUCCACGGCAACCUGACCACCACCACACGCUGCUUCCCCAUCAUCUACCACAGUCGCUCGCUUUGUUGCCUGCGUGACGGUAGUUGCGACCUCGACCCGACUCCGCACCCACCUCACCUCACCGCGUCGCCUCCGCGUCUGACGCCGCUUCCACUCGCUCAUUGCGCCCGGACUGUCCGGAGCGGAAACCUGCUCGACCUGCGACCGCAACUCCACCCACAAUACCCCCAACAUGAGGCUGUCCUUCGCAUCGAUAGCCUCGGCCCUGCUCGCCGUCACGCCCUUCGUCCACGCCGAAGAGCGCAUGCUCACGAGUACCUCGUUGAACCCCUGUCAGGCCGACAGCAAGUUCUCCGCCACCCUCUUCGAUGUCAUCUUCACACCACACAACCGCAGUUUGGCCUUUGACGUGGUCGGCGUCAGUAGUAUUACCGGCAACGUGACCAUUGAGCUGCUGGUCCUGGCAUAUGGACUGCAGGUUUACAAAACCACCAUCAACCCUUGCGACUCCGACCUUCAGGGUCUUUGCCCCAUGAACGCUGGCCAGAUCACACUCAACAGUAACGCGGAGAUUCCGGCAGAGUCUCUGGCGCAGGUGCCAGGCAUCGCAUACACCGUGCCAGAUCUGGACGCGCGAGUGCAGGUGUACUUCAAUCAGACCAACACCGCUACAUCCGCCGCUUGUGUCGAAGCAGAAUUGUCCAAUGGAAAGACGGUCAAUCAGAAAGGUGUCGCGUGGACAGUGGCAUGCCUGGCAGGUCUGGCACUUGUCGCGUCAGCCAUCACAUCCGGUCUGGGACACUCGAACACCGCAGCACACGUUGCUGCCAACGCCAUGGCUUUGUUCGGCUACUUCCAGGCGCAAGCAAUGAUUGGCAUGACUGCCGUGAACCUGCCCCCAAUCGUCGCUUCUUGGACACAGAACUUUCAAUGGAGCAUGGGUGUCAUCCGCGUCGGCUUCUUGCAGACAUUGGCCACAUGGUAUCAGCGCGCCACCGGUGGAACUCCAUCGACAGUGCUAUCGAACCUGAGCUCCGCAUCUGUGCGCGUCGAGAAGCGUAGCUUGCAGGAUUACACUCAGCUCGCCUCUCGCGCUGUCAGCGCACUGCACAAGACGCUCACGAAGCGAUCGAACGCUGGCUCCGCCUUCACCGAUUCGUCGACCACGGUUACUGUCCGCGGUAUUGAGCGUGUUGGCUUCACAGCCGGCAUCGAGAGAACCAACAUCUUCAUGACGGGAUAUGUCUUCUUCCUCAUUUUCGUCAUCUUUGUCAUUCUCGGAGUCUGCAUCUUCAAGGGCAUCUGCGAGCUGCUUGUUCGAGCUGGCCGCAUGAAGGGCGAGAAGUUCCAGGACUUUAGGAACGGCUGGACGACUGUGCUCAAGGGCAUCAUGUUCCGUAUUGUGCUCAUUGGCUACCCACAAAUGGUCGUCUUGUGCUUGUGGGAGUUCACCCGCAAGGACUCGCCAGCCAUCGUCGUUCUGGCUGUCUUUACCCUCUUCAGCAUGCUCGCCAUCCUCGGCUGGGCAUCGAGCAAGGUCAUCCGACUGGCACGCCGCUCCAUCGCCAUGCACAAGAACCCCGCCUACAUCCUCUACUCGGAUCCAGUAUCAUUGAACAAGUGGGGCUUCCUCUACGUCCAGUUCAAGGCUACUGCGUACUUCUUCAUCGUACCUUUCCUGGUCUACAUCCUCAUCAAGGGACUCUUCAUUGGUGUUGUCCAGGGCAGCGGAGCCGUCCAGGCCGUCGCAUUGGUCAUCAUCGAAGCUUUCUACCUGAUCGCAGUCUGUGUGCUGCGCCCAUUCAUGGACAAGAAGACCAACGCUUUCAACAUCUCGAUCUGUGUCAUCAACUUCUUGAGCGCCAUCUUCCUGCUCGUCUUCUCUGACGUAUUCGGCCAACCGGGUAUCGUCACUGGUGUCAUGGGUGUGAUUUUCUUCGUCUACAAUGCUGCCUUCUCUUUGAUCCUGUUGAUCAUCGUACUGGUUGCAUCUAUCAUUGCCGUCUCAUCCAAGAACCCUGAUACCCGGUACCAGCCGAUGCGUGACGACCGUGGAAGCUUCAUCAAGUCGCAGUCCGCGCUCAACACUGAGCUUGACGCAUUGGGAGCUACUGCCCGAGGCGAGGACAAGCACGGCUACACCAACAAGGCUGCGCGCAUCGAAGAUGAUGAUGACAGCUGGUCCGGCGGUAGCGCCAGUCGGAAAGAAGGUGAGGCAGGUGGCUACGGUUACGCACAACCGCCUCGCAGCCCCAUGGCUCCAGCAGCACCCUACGCCGGGAGCGAUAACGGCAGCCAGAGGCAUCUUCCCCCAUAUGACCGAAGCACAAAUGCCAGUCCGUUUCAUGGCCAACAGCAAGCCAACCGUUUUCGUCAGCAAGGAGCAGGAAGUCCCAGUCCUUGGCAAAGAGGAGCUGGCUACGACUAGAGGAGAGGACAAACCUUACCGACCACCUUUGUUUAGCGAAACGUCCAAAGAGACAGUGGACACGGCCAUAUUAACGAUACCUGAUUUUGUGAAGCACCAGCCUCCCAGCUACCUGAUACAUUGGUCUCACCAGGAGCAGAAGCACAGAGCCUCGGUCGACACGGUGGAUAAGGUCAUGGAUCUGUAUUAUCGAUCUCGAUCUCCUUCGCCGUACCGCGACAAGAUAUGAAUUAGCGCUUCUCUGCCUCGAACACACACUAUUAUCACGCACAAAUAUAGACACGUCUGGCUCUUGCGUCCGGAGCGCGCCCACGAUCAGUCAGGCUUUUUACGAAUUUUCCAAAACUCUCAUUGUUUUUCCCCUUUUUUGGAAUGGUCAGUGGAAUUGGUCUAUGGACCUGGAAGCGCGUAGGAAUGGAAAGGACUCUGUACAUAGUGAAGAGAAACUGGAGAGAUAACACAAAAGACAGCUAUUCAUGCUACUGCUACUGCCGCGAAACUUGCAUUGGGAAAAUAGGCUUACUACAAACAAACAAUUAGUAUUAGUACUGCUGCGGGCACUGCGGGCUGAUGAAGAUCGAUCAGGGCUUUUUAUUGUUAUUUAUGAUGCGACAGAUGCGAUGAGAGGUGAGGAGAGGUAGAACAAUUACAACAACUAUCGUUACAACUCAUUAUGAGGACUCCCG
This is a messenger RNA of Cercospora beticola, 3409 nucleotides long. RefSeq names its product flavin adenine dinucleotide transporter FLC2 (gene FLC2). Gene Ontology annotation, cellular component: membrane. Gene Ontology annotation, biological process: fungal-type cell wall biogenesis; transmembrane transport. NCBI's taxonomy places the organism in Eukaryota, Fungi, Ascomycota, Dothideomycetes, Mycosphaerellales, Mycosphaerellaceae. The record is from RefSeq and is a predicted model, not a curated record.